AAAUAUCAGUACGGUCAAAUCGACAAACCGCACUUUGGCCCCCUCGAUAGAAAGCCUCGCAGAAAGAAGAAAAUUAAAAAAAAGAAAAAAAAGAAAAGAAAGAGAGAAUCGUUGUUUGUUGUUUGGGUGUGCAGAUUAAGAAAAGUAUCGAAGACACAAAAGACAGUUUGAUGGUUAUGAUGAAGAAGUUGAUGAAGGGACCUCACUGUCUACAUGGUUGAAAUGGGUAUUGGAUUCACCAGCUUGACGCGACCAAAACCAAGCUGUGCGUUGAGUCGCUCCUUUCACUUGCCUCACAAGUCUUUCAUAUAUCACCACCAGAACCAUCAUGAUACAUUAUUGCCUUGAACCUUUUAUCGGAUCUCAGUCGCGGAUCCACCACAGCCAUCUUGAUAACCAGCUUUUUUCUUUCUCCAAUGGACCCCACAUCUCGUCCGGCCGUUGUCAUCGAUAACGGCACUGGGUAUACUAAGAUGGGUUUUGCGGGGAACGUAGAGCCUUGUUUUAUUCUUCCAACAGUUGUAGCAGUCAACGAGUCAUUUCUAGAUCAAUCAAGAACGUCCUCGAAGGCCAAUUGGCUUGCGCAAUACAACGCAGGCGUGAUGGCAGACCUUGAUUUUUUUAUCGGUGAUGAAGCAUUCACGAAGUCGCGAUCUAGUAGUAUUUAUAAUCUUAGUUAUCCUAUUAGGCAUGGCCAAGUCGAUAAUUGGGAUGCUAUGGAGCGGUAUUGGCAACAAUGUAUAUUUAAUUACUUGCGGUGUGAUCCCGAGGAUCAUUAUUUUUUGUUAACAGAGAGUCCACUUACUGCACCGGAGAGUAGAGAGUACACUGGUGAGAUUAUGUUUGAGACUUUUAAUGUUCCGGGCCUAUAUAUUGCAGUGAAUUCGGUGCUUGCUCUUGCAGCUGGUUACACGGCAUCUAAGUGUGAGAUGACAGGUGUUGUUGUGGAUGUUGGAGAUGGGGCCACUCAUGUUGUACCGGUUGCAGAAGGUUAUGUUAUUGGGGGUAGCAUCAAGUCGGUUCCUAUUGCUGGAAAAGAUGUUACUCUCUUCAUUCAGCAGCUCAUGCGGGAAAGAGGAGAGAAUGUACCACCUGAAGAUUCAUUUGAGGUAGCUCGAAAAGUAAAGGAAAUGUAUUGCUAUACAAGUUCAGACAUUGUCAAGGAGUACAACAAGCAUGACAAAGAACCAGCUAAAUAUAUUAAGCAAUGGAGAGGUAUCAAACCAAAGACAGGGGCACCUUACACUUGUGAUAUUGGUUAUGAACGAUUUCUUGGCCCUGAGAUAUUCUUUAACCCAGAGAUCUAUAGCAGCAAUUUUACCACUCCUUUACCAGCUGUAAUAGACAAGUGUAUCCAGUCUGCUCCAAUUGACACAAGAAGGGCAUUGUAUAAGAAUAUAGUUUUAGCUGGAGGAUCAACCAUGUUUAAGGACUUCCACAGAAGGUUGCAACGGGAUUUGAAGAAGAUUGUGGACGCUCGGGUUCUUGCAUCUGAUGCUCGACUUGGUGGUGAAUUAAAAGCACAACCUGUGGAAGUUAAUGUUGUCAGCAAUUCUAUCCAGAGAUUUGCAGUUUGGUUUGGUGGUUCAGUACUUGCAUCAACACCUGAAUUUUUUGCGGCCUGCCAUACAAAAGAAGAGUAUGAGGAAUAUGGAGCUAGCAUCUGCCGCUCAAAUCCUAUCUUCAAGGGGAUGUACUGAUAAGAAGAAUGAUUUCUGAUGAUUGCUUGGCAGGCAUUUCUGGAUGUUGUUCCAUCAAUUGCCUAAGCCUCAUUGCCCUCCUCUUAUCUUUGCUUCUUGCUAAAUGUUAAUCGUGGAUGAGAAAUAUUCCAAAAUACAGGGGAAAAAAUAAGUUUCCUGUAUUCAUUCAUUGACUAGGGAGCUGAAGAGGGGUAUUUCUCAUCUUGCCAAUAGGACGCCGCAAUUUGGUUGCAUGGCCCAAGUAGGCCAUGCUGGCACUUGACCAGAUAAGAAUUAGAUAAAUAUCAUCAGAGCUGAAUUGCAUUUUAAGUGUUAAGCUUAGAGGGAUAUGAUACAUUUUUAUUUGUAUUUUUUAUUUUUUUCCUUUUUCAAUUGGUUGGGAGAGAUAAUUCAGUAAGGUACAUUUUGAGGUAGGAAGUUUCAUUCAUAUUAUUUGGAGUAUUGGAAGUACCAUUUGAGUUAAAUGUGAAUUCAAUUUCUAUA
Mangifera indica (mango) is the source of this 2183-nucleotide messenger RNA. Its product is annotated as actin-related protein 3-like. Gene Ontology annotation, biological process: Arp2/3 complex-mediated actin nucleation. Bases 417 to 1700 code for a protein of 427 amino acids. Gene Ontology annotation, molecular function: actin filament binding. Gene Ontology annotation, cellular component: Arp2/3 protein complex; actin cortical patch. NCBI's taxonomy places the organism in Eukaryota, Viridiplantae, Streptophyta, Magnoliopsida, Sapindales, Anacardiaceae. The transcript has 9 exons. The record is from RefSeq and is a predicted model, not a curated record.